Molecule: messenger RNA, 1212 nt
Organism: Drosophila sulfurigaster albostrigata
Lineage: Eukaryota; Metazoa; Arthropoda; Insecta; Diptera; Drosophilidae
Exons: 4
Coding region: 1-648 (215 amino acids)
Source: RefSeq, a predicted model, not a curated record
AUGGUGAAACCUAUGGAAAGAGCGGGUUGCUUGGAACUUCGCACCGCUGGUUACAUUAUUGGCUGGCUAGGUGUGGCUGGUAGCGUUUUGUGUUUACUCCUAGGACUCGUUGGUUUGGGAAAUCCAAGAAUAUUCACCGGGGCUGUCGAAUCGUCCAAAUACAGCGAGGAUUAUGAAGCUGUGGCUGCCAUAUAUUCCAUUAUCUUCAUUGUGUCGGCCUUCGUAGGUUUCGCUAUAUAUGGGUUGGUCAUCUACGGUAUAAAGGAGAACCGGCAUGCGAUGUUAAUACCCUACUUGAUAUUGAGUGGAAUUAGCGUUGCACUGAGCUUUUUAGGAGUAAUGAUGUCCGCGUUGAACUUGGUUUCAGGAACACAUGACGUUAUUGGCUUCGUUUUCUCAGUUUUUUCUUGCAUGUUUCAGCUCUUCAUUUUCCGCGUGAUGUACUCCCUGUACACAACAAUUAAAAUGAACAUCUUAAACGGUCGCGUAUUGGUUCCGCCUUCAGCAGCAGCCGUACCAUUGCAACAAACCGUUCCCACCGCAUAUCCCCCCAACGCCGCAUAUCCCUCCAACACCGCAUAUCCCUCCAACGCCGCAUAUCCUCCCAACGCAUAUCCAACUACCUACCCCACCUAUAAUAAGGUAUAAGUUCGGGAAACCUCGUCUUUGUUACAUGUAUCGCCACUUAUGGAAGCUUACUCAUCGUGAUUCCCAUCACCUUAAAAGGACACCAAAUAAGAGAAUAUUAAAUAUUGACGAAUAUUUACACUGCGAAUAUUUUUUUUAAUAACACGUUGCUUUUAAGCCAUAUGUGCAUUUAUUGAACACUGUUUAGUAUUUAAAAACCUUAAAGCCGAAGACCAACAAAAAUAUUUAACUUAUUCACUGCAUACUAACUAUAUUGUCGUUUAUUGCAUUCAAAUAAUUAAUUAACAACACCAUUGUUUAUACGUAUAGCACAAUAUUUAAUUAUGGCCUCAUGUACACACAUUUGAAAUUUAUUAAAGAGAUUAGAAAUAUUCUAUCGCUGUUGAACACAUAUGUAUAUGCACUUAUCUUCCGUGGUUUUAUUCAUGUUGCAUCUAAGUGAAUAAAAAAAUAUUCACAUGAAGAAAUCUCAUUAGUUUCCCCACUAUGAAGAAAUGUUAUAAACUCGAAUAUACAUGUAUUUCAAUAACAAAAUAAAAGAAUUUAUUUCUGGAGUCUCAAAAA